Molecule: messenger RNA, 4058 nt
Organism: Syzygium oleosum
Lineage: Eukaryota; Viridiplantae; Streptophyta; Magnoliopsida; Myrtales; Myrtaceae
Product: disease resistance protein RPV1-like
Exons: 4
Coding region: 251-3727 (1158 amino acids)
Biological process (GO): signal transduction; defense response
Molecular function (GO): ADP binding
Source: RefSeq, a predicted model, not a curated record
UUUCCUUUCUGAAACUUCUCCUUGGAAAGUUGGGCUGCUUGUCCCCCCAUGAUUCAAAGUCUUUCUCUGAGGUACUGCUAGCACGCGUGACUGCUAUCAUUUCCUUUGGGAAAUGUAAAAAGUGCCAAGAAAAUGGAAUACUAAUGCCGCGUAAAAGAAAAGCCAAAGUGGUUUACUUCGCUGUUUAGCUCUUUCACGAACGACAUCCUCUCCUGGAAUCGUACACACCAGAAGUAACUCAGCUCAGCAGAUGGCGUUAGUGACGAUGAAGAGAAAGAGGGACUCGGACACAGCAACAUCUUCCUCUACGGGUGGAGGUAGUGAGUCACUGGGAGCUGAAUUUGACGUGUUCUUGAAUUUCAGAGGGCCGGACACUCGCCUCAGCUUUACCGAUCACCUCUAUCACUCCCUGGAUGGAGCUGGGAUUCGCGUCUUCUUAGACGAUGCAGAGAUCCGAAAAGGUGAAAAGAUUGGGGGCGAGCUUCUACAUGCGAUCAACGUCUCCAGAAUUUACGUGCCCAUCUUCUCCAGAGACUAUGCAUCUAGUGCAUGGUGUCUUCGCGAGCUUGCCCACGUGGUGGAAUGUUCGAGAAGAUCGAUGGACAAAGUGAUUCUUCCCAUCUUCUUCGAUGUCGAUCCUGACGAUGUUAAGCUCAGAACUGGAUUAUAUGAUGAUGCCUUGAAAAGGCAUGAGGACAGGUUCAGCUCCGAUCAAGUGCAACAGUGGAAGGAGGCUCUAACAGUGGUCGCUUCUAUCAAUGGAUGGCACUGCAGAGAUAGAGGCCAAGGGGAACUUAUAAAACUUCUUACCGAUGAGGUUUCAAGGAAACUGUCAAGAGGAAUUCGAGUAGUGCCUGAUCAUUUAAUUGGAAUCGAUGAUCAUGUGCAAGCCGUGAUGGAUUUAUUAGGCAAAGACUCUCUCGAUGUACGGUUUGUCAUAAUACAUGGAAUGAGCGGAGUCGGUAAGACAACUCUUGCCAAAGUUGUUUUUAACCAAAUCACUUCUCAGUUUCAAGGUUGCAGCUUCUUGUCAGACGUUCGAGAAUUUGCACAGCAGGGUAAAAUUGUGAAAUUGCAAAACAGAUUAUUGUCUGACAUCCUCAAGUCUCAAUCCAUAAAGGUUCGUGAUACUGACUUUGGGAUCAACAUGAUUAGAGAAAGAUGUCGCCACAAAAAAGUUUUGAUUGUUCUUGAUAAUUUGGAUAAAAGGAACCAGCUUGUGAAGCUAGCAGAAAAAUGUGAUUGGUUCGGCCCGGGAAGUAGAAUUAUUGUGACAACUAGGGACAUUGGUUUUUUGAAAAUUAACAAGAAUAAUGCCUCAAUACAUCCUAAAGUGUAUCACUUCUACGAAAUGGAGGAGAUGCAUGAGUUUUUUGCCAUUCGACUUUUCAAUAGAUAUGCAUUUGAGAGCGAUACUCCUCCACUUGAAUAUGAUAGAAUAACAAGAGAAAUUGUGAAAAUCACCGGUGGACUUCCACUGGCCCUUGUGGUUAUCGGAUCCUCACUUUGCUGUGAGAGCAAAGAAGUAUGGGAUGAUGUAUUAGCCAAGUUGAAGAAAAUGCCACACAAAGACGUUCGGGAAAUAUUGAAGGUAAGUUAUGACAUGCUGGAAUAUGAGCAGAAAGAAAUUUUCCUUGACAUUGCAUGUCACAUGGCUGGUGAAAACAGAAGCGAUGCAAUUUCUAUGUGGAGAGCUUGUGAUUUUUUUCCCUACGAAGCCAUCUCAGUUCUUGUAAAAAUGUCUCUGAUAAAAAUUAUGGAUGACGACAUUUGGAUGCAUGAUCAACUCAGAGAUUUAGGGAGGGAACUUGUUCGCAAGGAGAGUAUCCAACAUCCUGGAGAGCGUAGUAGAAUAUGGAGUUCCACCGUAGCCAUGGAUGUUAUACAAAGAAACGAGGGAACAAAAAAUAUAGUGGCACUCAAUCUAGGGGGACAAUCUCAAGUAUGCAAUAUUACACGUGAAGACAUUUUAGGGCUGGUAAAGUUAAGGUUCCUUGAAUUCGAUGGAGGAAACUUUGUUGGGGACUUCCAAAAUCUCCUUUCGGAGCUAAGAUGGCUCUCUUGGCAAAAUUGUCCGUCAGAGUUUCAAGCUACUAACUUCUCUCCAAGCAAUUUGGUUGUCCUCAAAAUUUCAGAAUCUGAUGUGACAACUGAUUGGGGUGGAUGGAGCCAGAUCAUGGGAAAUUGUAGGUUAAAAGUCCUGCAUCUUGUGAGUUGUAGAAGGUUGAUCAAGACGCCUGACUUCUCUACGUGCUUGACUUUGGAGAGACUCGUUGUGAAGGAUUGUGGAAGGCUGGUUGAAAUUGACCCAUCCAUUUGUAUGCUGCUGCAUUUGAAGCACUUGGAAAUUAAUGGGUGUAAUGGUUUGAAGAUACUUCAAGGAGCUCCAACCACGCUUGAACUAGGCACGGUACGUCAGUCAUGGCUAGACUCAUUGGGUUGUCUAAAGUGUCUGUCGACACUAAGGAUGGAAGAGUUGGAACUACUUGAACUUCCGGAUUCAAUAGGAGAGAUACCUGGUCUUCAAGAGUUGUCUUUGAGUGAUUCAUCUGUGGAGAAACUUCCGAAGUCAAUUGGGAAACUGAAAUCUCUAGUCGAGUUGAAUCUAUCUCGCACGAAUGUUAUAGAGCUGCCGGAUUCGAUUGGAGAGCUUAAGAGAUUGGAGGUAUUACUCAUGGAAAGCUGUAAUUUGAGAAAGCUACCUAAGGCAAUAGGGAUGUUGGAGAAGCUUGAAUAUUUAGAAGCUAGCAAUUGCAAAUUUUUGGAGGGAGAAAUUCCAAUGGACAUUGGGGCACUAUCAUCUUUGAAAAUCCUAAACUUAGAACAUACCCGUAUUUCUGAAGUGCCACCAACUAUUAGUCAGCUUUCUCAACUUCGUGAUUUGGGUUUGCGUGCUUGUCAUGAGCUUCAACAAUUGCCAGAGCUUCCUCCAAGUUUGGAAUCUUUGGAAAUUUCAUCUUCAGCUUUACAGAGGAUUCCGGAUCUGUCAAACUUGACCAACUUAGAAUAUCUGUAUUUAUCUGAUUGUGGUAAUAUGCCUCAUGCACCACCAAACGCAUGCCAAGCUCAAGAUUUGCAGUGGGUUGGGAGGUUAACUAAGUUGACGUCUUUGAGAUUGGACCUUCUAGGCAUGACCCUGUUGCCUGCUGACUUUAGCACCCUGACCGAACUCCAAAAUCUUGAAUUACCAGGCUCCACCUUUCAAUCUCUCGAGUCGAUUCCACCUAAUAUUGAGGGGUUGAGGUUCUUUGAUCUUGAGUCCACAGAUGGAUGGUCAUGCCUUCGCACCUUCAAAUAUUUGUCCAAAAUAGAAGUAUGCAGGUCAUACUUGACUGAAAUUCCACUGGAUGUGCUUGGACAGUUGGAGAACCUUCGCAAAUUGUAUAUAUUGGACUGCCAAUUCCUUGAGAGACUAUCUCACAUACAAAGCUUAAGAAAGCUAUGGUUUUUGGGGGUUACUAAUUGCCCGGGGUUAGUUGAGUUUCAAGGUCUUGAACAAUCAGAAUUGGUGGAGCAUAUAUCUAUUUGUGCCUGUCCAUCUUUAAAAGAGCUACCUAAUCUUUCUAGCUUGCAGAACCUGGAAACGCUGCAUUUAUCUCGUUGUGACUUGUUGGAAAGUUUGCCUGUUGUAGCGAAUACGGAAACAUGUCGUUUGACUGUUGUCUCAUGCAGGAUGCUGCCUCGCGUUAUAUGUCCCUUCUCAGCUUUUGGAUCAGGAAGGCUAUGAUGGGCAGCUUACAGUCCACAACCAGAAGUGGCGGUAUUUGAAUGCCUUGCUCAGAUUAAUCGUCAUCUUUUAUAUUUAUAGGUUGUGUAUACAUAACGUUCUUGCCCUUAUACUGAGAUUGAAAAGUAGCUACACCUAGCUGUUUUUUUAAUUCUUGUACGUAAGACGUGAUGACCCUCAACCGUUUCCCUGCUAGUUAUUUGGGUCAUUUGCCACCAAAAAUUUCUAAACCGCCUUGCGAAGGUUUCCACGUCCUCAGCAAUGAAGAAAUGAAAGAGCUCCUCCGCCUGUAAAGUUGGUGGCUGCCACAAUUACCUUGACGGACUUUGAA